UCGCUGGCAGCGACAUCGUUUCUGCCUAAUUUUAUCUUUCUGACCGUGAUUUCACGAAUUGUGUGAAAUUCGUCAAUAUUUUUCUUCGAAUUUGUGAUAAGAUAGUUAAUUGUUAAUAUGUGCCAGAAGACUAUCGGGACAAGUCAGUGGUGCAGCUGAUUGUUGAAUUUUGCAAUCGUUGUAGUCUUGACUCUGGCAGACGAAGUUUUUCGUUUUCUGAGGUUUCAUGUUUGUCCAUUUUUCCGGAUCUUUUUGUUGCUGUUUUUUAUGCUGUCUGUGUCAUUGCGGAGUGGCUCUGAUCGUGUCGCCUGCAUCCAUUGUUAACCAUUGUUUUGUUAUUGCUUGGAAUAUGCGUUAUUUGCCCGAAGGACAGUUUGUAGAUUGAUCAUCGGGAUUUGGCAGCGUGACAGGAAGCGUUGACACAGCCAGACAUUGUCGAACCAUGGCCUCGAGGGUGUCGUCGGUGAACGACCUCCUAGACGGCGGUGGCAGCACGGUCAGCAGCUCCAAACCGACCGACUACGCCACCGUCCAGAAGAAACUGACCAAAAUCGAGCAGUGCAUCGCCGACGAAGAGCACCGCCUCCAAACCAUCCAGGACGACCUGAUCAAACUGGGCAUCGCGCCGCACAACGACCGCCUGCGGGCGCAGAUGCGCCGCCUCGAAGAGGCCAACGACAAAGCCAGCCGGCAUCUGGAGCAGUACAAGGUGAAGAAGCGCAAAUACGAAAGCCUCCUGUUGCGGAUGGCCGAGGAGAAGACGCGGGAGGCCGCCCACCGCGCCGCCUCCCCGCAGGUGGUCAAGACGGGGAGUGGCGGGCGGAUCCUGGACGCCCUGAUGCGCCGGGAGCGGCACAACGGGGAGUCGGGCGGGAGUGCGCGCAGUAAGGAUUCCCGCGGGAGUCAAGGCGAUAGUGCCGGGGUUGUGGGAGAGGGACAGGCGCUGAGCGUCCCCGGGGUGGUGGGUGGACGCGGAAGUGAAGGGGUCAGUGUCAGCUCGGUGGAGUCGGAUAGUAUGGAGAGUCAGCGGCGGAUGAAGCGGGUGGAAGAGAUCGCCGAGGUGGUCGAUCAGCGGCUGGAGCCGCUGCGAGGGGAUGUCGGCGAGUUGAAGGAGAAACUCGAACAGAUACUGAAACUAAUCGAGGAGAAGAAGAGUGAAUGGGCGGAAGAGCGAAAGUCGACUGGCAACCAGAUGGACGACAUGUCGCGACGGUGCGGCUACGUGGAGGAGCAGAUCCACGAUUUGAUUGAACUGCACCAGAAGGAGACCAGUGAGACCAAGACGUACCUGGUGGACACGCAGGACAAGAUGAAUUACAUCUUCCACGAGAAGAUCAGGGAUAUGAAGGACGAGAUCACGCUGCUCAAUACCCGCAUACAGAAGAUCGAGCACCGCCAGAAGGAAGACGAGGCAUUAGCCCGGACGGAAGCGGCCAAGAGCGUGAUGGGUGAAAUGGCCUUCAAGUUGGUGGACUGUCUCCUUCUCCUCGGGCAGCUGGUGAUAGCCGUGGUCGGGGCCGUGACGCAGUUCUUCCAGAUGACCGCCGAGAAUUCCACCCGCCUGGUCAUCUUCCUCGUGGCCAUCAUCGCGAUCCUCGUGCUGUGGCAGCUGCGCGGUGAACUGCCCUUCAACCAGGAAAUUGGCCGCUGGCUCGUAUCGUUGCGGCGGCCGCUGCGGCGGAUGGUGUUCCGGUUGAGCGGCGGCUGGUUGGGGGAUGCGCUGAACGACACCAGUGUGUUGUGAAAACGCGGAGAAUAGUGUGGAGUUGGUGCGGGUGGAAUGAUGCUUUCCGAGAAAUGGUCUGUGGAUUUUUUCAGAGAUUUAUUCGCGGGUUUUCUGCGCGGUUUGUUUUCUCUUUUAUUCCGUUUUCUCUCUCUCUGUCUCUUGUUUAUGGAAAUGCUCAAAGGAAUUGUACUCUUGUCAAGUGUGUGGCUGGUUACGGGACGGCCCUGGAAAUAUUAUGAUGCGGAAAGCAGAAAAUAUUACGAGAAUCGACAUUAAAAUCAGUGAUGUCGUCUG
Paramacrobiotus metropolitanus is the source of this 2020-nucleotide messenger RNA. RefSeq names its product transmembrane and coiled-coil domains protein 1-like. The transcript is spliced from 4 exons. Gene Ontology annotation, cellular component: endomembrane system. The record is from RefSeq and is a predicted model, not a curated record. Lineage: Eukaryota; Metazoa; Tardigrada; Eutardigrada; Parachela; Macrobiotidae. The coding region runs from base 443 to 1744 and encodes 433 amino acids.